UAUAAGAGCAAACCCUAGUGUUCACUCCCUCGGCCUCAUCUUUUUAUCAAACUAUUCGCCGUUCGCUCCUCCGUCGUCGUCGAAGUCGAAGUCGAGGUCAUCAUGGCGCCCAAGAAGGAUAAGGUUCCGCCGCCAUCAUCGAAGCCGGCGAAAUCCGGAGGUGGAAAGCAGAAGAAGAAGAAGUGGAGCAAGGGAAAGCAAAAGGAGAAGGUGAACAACAUGGUGUUGUUUGAUCAAGCUACUUAUGACAAGCUUCUCACUGAAGCUCCCAAGUUCAAGCUCAUCACCCCUUCCAUCCUCUCUGACCGUAUGAGGAUAAAUGGUUCUCUAGCGAGGAGGGCGAUUAGGGAGCUAAUGGCCAAAGGUGUGAUCAGGAUGGUCGCUGCUCACUCGAGCCAGCAGAUCUACACUCGUGCCACCAACACCUAAGAUGCCUGUUUCUUGAUCUUCCUUGGGCUUCAUUGUUUUUUCUUACCUCUUGUUUUGAUUCGUCAGAAACUCGUUAGAAUCUUUGUUUCGUACUCUGUUUUUGAGAUAUAUGGCUAUUUAAAACCGCAGUAAGACUUCUAAAAUCCAGCCGAACCUGUGCUC
Messenger RNA from Capsella rubella, 591 nucleotides. Its product is annotated as 40S ribosomal protein S25-4. The record is from RefSeq and is a predicted model, not a curated record. Lineage: Eukaryota; Viridiplantae; Streptophyta; Magnoliopsida; Brassicales; Brassicaceae. The transcript is spliced from 4 exons. The coding region runs from base 103 to 429 and encodes 108 amino acids. Gene Ontology annotation, molecular function: structural constituent of ribosome. Gene Ontology annotation, cellular component: cytosolic small ribosomal subunit.